AUGCAAAUACAGAAUAACCGUGAGGCACUAAGACCUCCCCCUCUCAACCCACCAUCGCCCGUAUCGGACGAGCGUAAAGCUAUCCUGUCUAUGCUUCACGAUGCGGUCCGAGUUGUUAGAUCUGUGGAAGUGAACGACUCAAAAGAUAUACGGACAUUAUGGUCUUUAGCCCAGGAGAGCAAUCUCAGAAGUGAAUUCCACAGGCGUUAUAACUGUGCCCUUUUCUAUGACCGCUUCGAACCUCUCGAAACUAGGGAUUCUGGAACUCUAGCAAGUAGUCACGGUAUCGAUGAGGAGACGUUCCAGGAGAUGAGAAAGGCUCAGCCGAAAAACCGGUUCUGGAGCAUUUUACGCGAUCUUGCGGACGAAUCUAAUCUCCAAAAUCAUAAGGAUGCUCUGCUUUGCAUUCCAGUACACCACUCAACACUUAGGACCGACAAGGCUCGAUCUACUACGAUUAAAGACAUUAAGGAACGUCUCCAGAAUGAUCACGAUCCACUAAAGGGAUACCUACAAGCAGCAAUAAGACUUUGUGAUGCUAUUCUUAAGCUCCAGCUUCCAUCAUACCCUCUCAUGAUCGAGAACUUCAGGAGCAAGUCCUGGGAUCCAUUAACGGAUGAUCUCUAUAAGGCGUUGUUAAGUUUAGAACGGCACCCCAGGAUACCCCUACCAAGCCUAAUUGUAGACCGUUAAAGAGGACUGGGAAAGACGGGUCAUAUGACAGCCUAGAUAGUGAAGCUACAGUACGCCGCUGAUAAUUCGUACAAUACUGGGCCGUAUCUAGGAAUGAUGUGGUUUGCGAGAUUCUUGGACAUUACAUUGUGCCUCGCCCAGUUUUUUUUUCCAGAUGUGGAAAAUCGCCCCCGUUGCGCGUCAAUGU
This is a messenger RNA of Microdochium trichocladiopsis, 880 nucleotides long. RefSeq lists its product as uncharacterized. NCBI's taxonomy places the organism in Eukaryota, Fungi, Ascomycota, Sordariomycetes, Xylariales, Microdochiaceae. The coding region runs from base 1 to 693 and encodes 230 amino acids. The record is from RefSeq and is a predicted model, not a curated record. The transcript has a single exon.